Talaromyces stipitatus ATCC 10500 is the source of this 2640-nucleotide messenger RNA. RefSeq names its product glycogen phosphorylase GlpV/Gph1, putative. Lineage: Eukaryota; Fungi; Ascomycota; Eurotiomycetes; Eurotiales; Trichocomaceae. The coding region runs from base 1 to 2640 and encodes 879 amino acids. Gene Ontology annotation, biological process: glycogen catabolic process. Gene Ontology annotation, cellular component: cytoplasm. The transcript has 8 exons. The record is from RefSeq and is a predicted model, not a curated record. Gene Ontology annotation, molecular function: pyridoxal phosphate binding; glycogen phosphorylase activity.
AUGUCUUCGAAACCUCUAUCGCGAGAACGCAAACCAUCCAUUGGUGUCCCCGUGGCCGAACUUCAGGCUGUUGGCCCUGGUUUCAGCCGUCCCAAACACAAGAGAACGUUCACGGGCUUAGGUCCUGUCGAGAGCAAGCUUGUCGAGGCUAGUAUUCCGGAGCAUCUCCGAGAAGUAUGGAAGAAAUAUUCCGCUACUGGGUUUGAGAAUAAGGAUGAAUUCGAGCGGGAAUUUGUUCGACACGUCGAAACGACCUUGGCACGCUCGCUCUACAAUUGCGAUGAUCUAGCGGCCUACUCCGGUACCGCCCUCGCAUUUCGUGAUCGCCUGAUUAUCGAGUGGAACAAGACACAACAGCGCCAGACUAUGGUCGAUCAGAAACGCGUUUAUUAUCUGUCGCUCGAGUUUUUAAUGGGUCGUGCUCUUGACAAUGCUAUGCUGAAUGUGGGCAAGAAAGAGACCGCAAAGGAGGGCCUGGAAGAGCUGGGCUUCCGAAUCGAAGAUGUCAUCAAUCAAGAACAUGAUGCCGCACUUGGAAACGGAGGUCUUGGUCGAUUGGCUGCUUGCUUCCUUGAUAGUAUGGCAACACUCAACUACCCAGCCUGGGGUUACGGAUUGCGCUACCGGUACGGUAUCUUCAAGCAAGAGAUCAUCGAUGGUUAUCAGGUUGAAAUUCCAGACUAUUGGCUAGAUUUCAAUCCCUGGGAGUUCCCACGCCAUGAUAUUACAGUCGACAUUCAAUUCUAUGGUCAAUCUGUCCGGCAGGAGAACGAGGAUGGCAGUAUAACCUACAACUGGCAUGGUGGCGAGAUUGUACAAGCUGUCGCAUACGACGUGCCAAUCCCUGGCUACAGUACGGAAACCACAAACAACCUCCGAUUAUGGUCUAGCAAGGCAAGCAGUGGCGAGUUCGAUUUCCAGAAAUUCAAUGCCGGCGAGUACGAACUUGCCGUAUCCGAUCAGCAACGCGCCGAGACAAUCUCAGCGGUCCUAUACCCCAACGAUAAUCUUGAACGCGGUAAGGAGCUUCGAUUGAAGCAGCAGUACUUUUGGUGUGCCGCCUCUCUGUAUGAUAUUGUGCGCCGAUUCAAAAAGACAAAGCGAGCCUGGAGUGAGUUUCCGGAUCAGGUCGCUAUUCAGCUUAAUGACACUCAUCCCACACUUGCCAUUGUCGAAUUGCAGCGCAUUUUAGUCGACCUGGAAGGUCUUGAAUGGGACGAAGCAUGGAAGAUUGUCGUCGAGACUUUCGGAUAUACCAACCACACCGUUCUACCAGAAGCUUUGGAGAAGUGGUCUGUUCCCCUCAUGCAGCAUCUGUUGCCACGACACCUUCAGAUCAUAUAUGAUAUCAACUUGUUCUUCUUGCAACAAGUGGAAAGGAAAUUCCCCAACGAGCGCGAGCUCUUGGCUCGAGUCUCUAUUAUCGAAGAAUCUCAGCCCAAGAUGGUGCGCAUGGCCUACUUGGCCAUUAUUGGCUCUCAUAAAGUCAAUGGAGUUGCUGAACUUCAUUCUGAUCUCAUCAAGUCGACAAUCUUCAAAGACUUUGUCAAGAUAUAUGGUCCAGAUAAAUUCACCAACGUCACAAACGGUAUAACCCCUAGAAGGUGGUUGCACCAGGCAAACCCUCGACUGUCUAAAUUGAUUGCGUCCAAGCUGGGUAGUUAUGACUUUUUGACUGAUCUUACGCUCUUGGAUGGUAUCGAGCGCUAUAUUGACGAUAAGGAAUUCCGUACGGAGUGGGCAGAUAUCAAGACCGAGAAUAAGAAACGACUUGCAAAACACAUCAAAGACACGACUGGAUAUACUAUCAACCCGACCUCCCUGUUUGAUGUUCAAGUCAAACGUAUCCAUGAAUACAAGAGACAGCAGCUUAACAUCUUUGGUGUGAUUCAUCGAUACCUGAAGAUCAAAUCAAUGACUCCAGAAGAACGCAAGAAGUUGGUACCCCGUGUGUCAAUCUUUGGAGGCAAAGCGGCUCCUGGAUACUGGAUGGCAAAGACCAUUAUCCACCUGAUCAAUAAAGUGGGCCAGGUCGUGAACAACGACACCGAUGUCGGUGAUUUGCUCAAGGUAAUCUUCAUUGAGGACUACAACGUAAGCAAGGCCGAGAUCAUUGUGCCAGCCUCGGACAUUAGCGAGCACAUCUCAACAGCUGGAACAGAAGCGAGUGGAACUAGUAACAUGAAGUUUGUGCUCAAUGGAGGGUUGAUUAUUGGAACAUGCGACGGGGCCAAUAUCGAAAUCACUCGUGAAAUCACCGAGUCGAACAUUUUCCUCUUUGGAAAUCUUGCCGAAGACGUCGAAACCCUUCGCGAGACUCAUCGAUACAAGGGUUUCACAUUAGACGAGGACUUGGCCAAAGUAUUCGAGUCCAUUCGAUCAGGCACCUUUGGCGAUCCCAAAGCAUUCGAAUCAUUGAUCGCCUCCAUUACUGAUCACGGAGAUUACUACUUGGUUUCUGACGACUUCAAAUCGUAUAUCCAGACCCAGGCUUUGGUUGACGAGGACUUCCUGAAACAGGAUGAAUGGAUUGCCAAGUCCAUUACCAGUGUUGCUCGAAUGGGAUUCUUCUCGACAGAUCGUGUGAUUAACGAGUAUGCAGAGAGUAUCUGGAACGUGGAGCCACUUGUGGUUGAGUGA